This is a messenger RNA of Aspergillus tanneri, 438 nucleotides long. RefSeq lists its product as uncharacterized. Gene Ontology annotation, biological process: glucan catabolic process. Gene Ontology annotation, molecular function: beta-glucosidase activity. The record is from RefSeq and is a predicted model, not a curated record. The transcript has a single exon. The coding region runs from base 1 to 438 and encodes 145 amino acids. Lineage: Eukaryota; Fungi; Ascomycota; Eurotiomycetes; Eurotiales; Aspergillaceae.
AUGUUUGUCCUCUCCAUGGGCAAGCCCAUUACAGACGUAUGGCUCUCAGAGACGAGCUCCACCCUCAUCCAACAAUUCUAUCCUUCCGAACAAGGCGGACACGCCCUCGCUGACGUCCGCUCUGGUGAUUACCAUCCCUCCGGAAAACUCUUCGUCAGCUUCCCUCGGUACGUCGGUGACCUGCCCAUCUACUAUGACUACUUGGAUUCGAGCCAUGACUCCGGCACCAAGUACGACAACCGACACUUGUAUUUGGCCACCAGUAUGUCCUUGGGAGUCCCAUACCAUGGUACCCGUUCGGGUACGGGAAGAGUUACCCGAAGUUCAAGUACGGGCUUGUCAGCGUAUACAAGACGAAGGUCACAGCGCCGGACACCGCCACGGUCAGUGUGGAAAUCACUCAUGUCACCGCAUCAAGAGAGCACCGAGGUAGCCUAG